This is a messenger RNA of Marasmius oreades (fairy-ring Marasmius), 1751 nucleotides long. RefSeq lists its product as uncharacterized. NCBI's taxonomy places the organism in Eukaryota, Fungi, Basidiomycota, Agaricomycetes, Agaricales, Marasmiaceae. The coding region runs from base 123 to 1751 and encodes 542 amino acids. The transcript has 2 exons. The record is from RefSeq and is a predicted model, not a curated record.
UUUCGAACACAGUGACUCACAUCAUUUUUUUUGAAUUUUCCAGGCAUCCUCUUAUCCUUCUUCCAACCUUCUUCUCAUCUCCAAGUCUCAAGAGAUAUCUUCUGACUCUUAUAAAUAUUCGAAUGAGCUGCAACGUGCAAUCCUUCAACGCGGAACUAGGGCCGACAGGACGAGUCUUCACACCUUCUGUCAGCGCCAUGGAGCGAGCUUCACUAUUGGAAUCGCUAUUUUGGCAAAGAAAAUUUCCACCUCCCAGCCCAAAUAUCAUAAGUCAGCAUCUUCCGGAACUUGAAGGCGAAAUCGCAAGGCAUGAUGCGGAAAUUCAGAGGUUGAAGGCACAACUUUCAACAGCGGAAAGCAGUAACGAACGACUGAAGAAAGCUGUGGAAAUGGGAAAAUCAGUGCUUUCUCCCAUUCACCGAAUGCUCCCGGAACUUUUGACACAAAUCUUUUCGUACCUUCGAGAAGAGAUUGACGUGAUUCCUAGUACUGGGAGACUGCAGCCUAUGCCUGUGACAGUUUCGAUGGUAUGUGCGCAGUGGAGAGAGGUUGCGCUCUCGAUCUCGAGUCUAUGGACUUGGAUGAAGUUGGAUUUCCAGGAAGGACUUACUGAUGAAAGGAUACACCAGCGGGUGGAGUUUUACUUGAACCGUGCCCGUACCUCUCCAUUGAAACUUACUUUUCGAGGUUGGCCCCCUAGGUCUGAGCCUGUAGGUUUCCGCCACAGCAUGGCAUUCACCGCUCUAUGCCAGUGCUCUCCUCAAUGGACCAGCGUCACCUUUGAAGAUACCCGUUCUUUAUCAUUCUUCCAGAUCCCUGCCUUUCAGCUCGUGAAAGGGCGUCUUCCUAAUCUUCGCGCUUUCCAUAUCGAAUAUCAUCGUAGCGACUUCGGCAAUGUGGAUAGCCUCAGUCAAAAUGAAUCCCUUCAGUCUCUCUCGCUCGAAAUGGAUAGUGAUCGUUCGGGCGUCGGGUCAGUGCUUCCAUGGCAUCAGCUCCAAACCUUAUCUGUCGACGUAUCACCCCAACAUCCUUUCGCUCUUAAUAUCUUCUCCAUGUGUCCCAACCUCCAAUCCCUCGAGCUGCGCAUGUUACCCUAUCCAUUCGAACCGAGAGGCUUCACCGCCGGUUUAACCUUGAACAUAUCUUCCCUAUCCCUAUACCUUGGACACACCCCAGAUACCGUCUUUUCUCGUCUCUCGCUUCCUAAUCUAUCCUCACUUCAGAUCCACUUCGACUGGGGAUACAUGAACACAACACCUCUUUUGCAAUAUUUAACUAGAUCAUCCCCUCCAAUCACUUCCUUUUGCGCACAUAAUUGGCGUUAUCCCGGGACACCUGCCUUCGUGGGACGCAUCUUCCCUCUUCUUGAACUCAUGCCGAAGUUGGAAUCGCUCCAACUUGAUGAAACGACUAGUACCACUACCACCAAAUUUCUCAAUGGCCUGGUCAUUCACCGCACCGCCAGUGGCGUCGCGAACCACGCUCUUCCGUUAUUACCCAACCUCAGGCACCUUUCACUCUGCUUUCAUGCCCAAGAACUAGACGGCGAAGCACUCUAUAGAGCUGUAUCCUCGAGAUGGAUACCUGAACCUGUAACAACUACAUGGGACGUCGUCUCGAUUCGCUCACUGGAGAUAAUAUUCCUCGAUGACGUCGAGCAUGUUUCGAACUUUCCAGGCGGUCUCACGUGGGUGAAGGAUUUACAGGACGAAGGAUUAAACGUUUCCAUACGCCACCGGUUGUUCAAAUAA